GACGGCAUAUCUCCAGCCAUGCAUGUUUCCUGUAGUUGCUGGUGACUCCUACCCUCUCAGUGUUUGUUCUUAGUAGAUUUUGAGCAUUGUUUCGAGGCAUCAUCGUGUGGCCUUUUUCUGUCUGUAGGUCUUCUGAUUCUCUGUAAUUGCUUUCCACGCCCACCAUGUUUUAGUUUGUGGAGGGAAUUGGGGUGAAUACCACUGUUUGUAAUCAGUUGAAGUAACUCGUUUAGUUCCUGACAGGGUUUAGGGAUUUAAUUAAAUAUCAUGCUGGUGUUGUAUUGCUGGUUUAAGCACAGGUUUUGGGAUACUUAUUUUGAAGAUGUUGCCUCACUAUGAAUGUUAAUAAUAAACACUAAUAUUUGGUCUGUUUUGACAGUUUGAAACUGGAUACAGUUUGAAAAAGAGAAAUAGAAAUAUGUUCAUGUACAGACAUGAGAACCAUCAUGACUCUUCUGUGACCUUUUUUCCUAUUUUUGAGCUACCAAAAUCUGCUCAGUUGCAAGUGUGUAGUGUUUUUAUUUAAAUACAAUAAAAGUUAAAGAGCCAUAUUUUAUCCCUUUUAUAGCAUUCAUCUGAAUGAUCAGAGCACAUGAGACAGGUGGAGAAACACGAUAGUGUUGAUGUAGUCAGGAGGCUGUAGAAGGACUUGGACAGAUUAGGAGAGUGUCCAAGAAGUGGCAGAUGGUUAAACAAUGUGUGACAGUAAGAGGUUAUGCACUUCUGUUGGAAGAAUAGAACAUAUUGGAACAUAGUGUUUCCCCAUUUAGAAAAUAGUCUGUGGAAAUCUGAAGCACAGUGGGUUUUGGGAGACCUGGACUCUGGAUUCCCUUAAGGUUCAGUUGGCACUAAGGAAGGCAAAUGAAGUGUUAGUAGUCAUUUUUGACAGGGCUAGAAUAGAAAAUCAAUAAUGUGGUGCUGAGGUUGUACAAGGUUCUGGUCAAGCUGCAUCUGGAAUAUUGUAAGCAUUUUUAAGUCCCUUUAUCUCAGAAAGGAUGUGCUGGUCUUGGGUGUCCAAAUGAGGUUCACAAGAAUGAUGUUAGGGAUGAAAGGCUUGUCAUAUGAAGAAUGGUUGAAGACUCUGGGUCUGUACUCAGUGGAGUUUAGGAAAAUGCAGGUGAUCUUGCUGAAACCUCAGUACUGAGGGGUGUGGAUGUAGUGAACAUGGAGAAGCUGCCUCUCCUCCCAGUGGAUACCAAGACCUGAGAGCACAGCCUCCAAAAUAAAGGAAUGACAUUUUUUUAGAAUGGAAACGAGGAGGCAUUUCUUCAGUGAUGAAGUGGGGAAUCUGUGGAGGCCAAGUUGUUGGGUGUACUUUAGCCUGGGACAGAGUUCUUGAUUGAUAAAGAGAUCAAGGAGGAUGAUGAUGAGGAGAAAGCAAGAAAAUGGGGUUGAGGAAAUAUUCCCUUUGAUCAAAUGGUGAAACAGACUGAUGGGCCAAAUGGCCUAAUUCUUCUCCUUGAAUCAUUUCUCCUUGUGGAAUUAAGGAGAGAACAGCCAGCUGGUGGAUCAUUCUUACUGUUGUUAUUGCAGUGUUGGUACGGAGGGCAGUCAGUUUGUGCAUAGUGUAAAGAUAUUCAGUAUUGAGAUAAAUGAUUAUCUAAUCUGCUUCAUUGUUCUAAAUUGAAGGCCUUGAUUUUGUUCAGAAUGUUGAGAAUCCCAUUGCUUUUGGAUAGUGCCAUUGGGUCCUUUUAAAUUUACAUUCCCCCAUCUAUUUUAGGUUGAACCAUAAACUUUCCCCAUUUACAAUAAUGAUUUGUGUGUUUGUGUUAAUGGUGACCGUAAUGACAUUUUAGUUUUCUGAUUAAAAGGCUUGUUUUAAAAAUUUUGCACUGAAUUCAUUUUAAUCUGAAUUCAGAUGUUUACACUUAUCUAAUAUGCAGCCUCCUGUAGGCUUAACUUUCCUCAAUGUCAGGGAGAUUCUUUAUGACACGAGAAACUUUGGAAGCAUACAGCAUGGAACAAUCUUCAUGUUUGUCUCGGGUUUUUUCCUGAGAGCUAUUCAGAAAGUUGUCCUGUUUUCCUUUUUUGUUAAUCAAAAGUACCUUUUGAGGUUAUCAGAUGCUGAAACUUUGCCCUUUAAGUUUCUUUCCUCACUAGGGUGCGGAAGAAUUUCUCCUCUUACUCAUACAAAUACUGAAUUUUUGAACACCAUUCUGUCUCCAGGUGAUAGUUCUAGCAUAUCUUGUCUCUUUGCUUGAUCAGCAAAACCACCUCCUAAAAAUCCUCCAUUAAAGAGCUAUUAACCAACUGCUACAGCUUCUAGUUCCUUUACACAUAUUUCAGUGGAUGUGACCUUUGCUAUUUUAUUUGGAAUGACCAAUUUUAUGUUUUAUCAUUUCAGAGCGAGAAGAAUGGGCCUCCGACAAUGCUAGGACUAUCAUGGGUAGUAUCAGGUUCCACUAUUUCUGUUAUGGAUGCCUUUUUGCUUCAUUACUUUGGACAUUGCUCCUGUUCAUCUAUUUCAAUCUAAAUUGGGAAAGAUAUACUUUCAGUAAUGUGCCCUUCCAGGGGAAUCCAGGAGUAGUGCAGAAAUUUCAUUCUCCAGUAAUAAACAGUCAUAAAUGGCUUCCUGAAUUUCAGCAACACAGUAUUCAGUUUAUAAAACCUGUUAAUAAAAAAUUGAAGAAAAUUGAGCCAUCGCCUGAGUUGGGAAGGAUUUUCAAUGAAGCUGAUCAGAAGAUUCGGGAUAUGGGAUACCAGAAACAUGCUUUCAAUGUGCUCAUAAGUAAUCGUUUGGGUUAUCAUCGGGAUAUUCCUGAUACCAGAGACCCAAAAUGUAAAGAAAAGAGCUACCCUGUCAAUUUACCAUCUGCUAGUAUUAUAAUCUGCUUUUAUAAUGAAGCAUUAUCAGCACUGCUUCGGACAGUUCACAGUAUCCUGGAUCGCACACCUGCAUACUUAUUACAUGAAAUUAUCCUGGUGGAUGAUAGGAGUGAUUUCAUUGAAUUAAAAGACGAACUAGAGAAGUACAUUGACAACAACCAACUUAAAAAAGUGAAACUAAUAAGGAAUGUCAUGCGAGAAGGACUAAUACGUGGCCGAAUAGUUGGGUCGUCUCAUGCAACAGGUGAUGUACUGGUUUUCAUCGAUAGUCAUUGUGAAGUGAAUGAGAUGUGGCUGCAGCCUCUCCUGACGCUAAUUAAGGAAAAUUACUGCACUGUAGUCUGUCCACUGAUUGAUAUCAUCAAUGCUGACACACUAAUCUACAGUUCUUCACCAAUAGUGAAAGGAGGAUUUAAUUGGGGGCUACACUUCAAGUGGGAUCCUGUGCCUGUGUCACUACUGACUGGACCAGGAGGAGCAACUGAACCAUUCAAAUCACCUACAAUGGCAGGAGGAUUGUUUGCCAUGAACCGGGAUUACUUCAAUAAACUUGGGCAGUAUGACAGUGGCAUGGAUAUAUGGGGAGGAGAAAAUCUGGAAAUUUCUUUCAGGAUUUGGAUGUGUGGUGGCCAGCUGAAAAUAGUUCCAUGUUCUCGUGUUGGGCAUAUAUUCCGCAAAUGGCGACCAUAUGGUUCACCAGGAGGUGUGGAUACUAUGGCAUACAAUUCUCUGCGUCUUUCCCAUGUCUGGAUGGAUGAAUACAAGGAACAAUACUUAUCCUUAAGACCUGACCUGAGGAAACAAAGCUAUGGUGACAUUAGUGAGCGUUUGGAACUGAGAAAGAAACUGAACUGUACCUCUUUCAAGUGGUAUCUGGACAAUGUAUAUCCAGAGAUGAAAGUUAAUGGACUAAAUGAAAAAGCCAGAAUACAACAGCCACUCUUUAUUAACAAAAGUCCCAAACGGUCUAAAAUACUACAGCGGGGAAGGCUGUACAAUUUACAGACGAGCAAAUGCCUGGUUGCCCAAAAAUAUCCUGAUCAAAAAGGAGGCAUCGUGGUUGUUAAAGAAUGUGAUUGGACAGAUUCAAAUCAGGUUUGGAUAUACAAUGAAGAGCAUGACCUGAUUCUGGCCAACCUGCUUUGUUUGGAUAUGUCAGAGACCCAUUUGUCAGACUCUCCUCGUCUUAUGAAAUGCCAUGGUAGUGGAGGGUCACAACAUUGGACUCUGGGGGCAAACAAUUCUUUGUAUCAGAUAUCAGCUGGACAAUGCCUGAAAGUGAUUGAUCCGGAUAGUCCUAAAGGAUAUGUUGCCAUGGCAAUUUGUGAUGGUUCAAGAUCACAGCAGUGGAAACUAGACAACUGACGUGAGCAACACUUUGAAUACUGUCAUAGGGAGCAAUUUAAACAACCUGAGACUGACUUCCAAGAUGAUUGACAUAAAAAGGAUGACAAUUAACGUUUGAGUAGAAAUGCUGGAUGUUGGUAGACUGUCCACUUUUAACUCAGUGGCUAUUUUAUCAAAAAUGUUUUGUCAGUUUUCUCCCCUUGACUUUUUUACCAUGAGUGAGAUUGAAAAUUUUAAUUUUGUAAAAUAUUUAAUCAGUUAUUUAUGUUUUUAAUUGUUUUAAAAAGGGGUCCAAUUGUUCAGCUGGUGUGGUAAUAUAGAGGCAUACCUUGUUCCAGUACUUCAAAGUAAAUUUCCCCUAGUGACUUGGAUUGUGUCUGCACUAUUCAAUGUGGUUAAGUCCCGUAGACAAGGAACUAUGCUUGAUGUACCUAGUUUCUUUCCCCUGGGCUAGAGAUGAGGAAACAGCCCAGGUGCCUGCUUCACUGACUCCUAACCAGUGUGCUUGGAUUUCACAAUGACAGAACCACAAUUUAAAUAGUCUGCUAGAACCCAUCGUCUGAAAAGAAUGCCUGCCUUUUGUGAGAGGUAUCACUGAGUAGCUGCAGUCCAACAACCGUACCAAAGCAUACUUGAAUGUUUUACCCAUUUCUCUUCCAAGCUCAAACUCUGCAAAAAUAAGUAAGUUUUACAGAAAUCACUAACUCAAAUGUACAAAAAAUACUUUUUCUCUACAUUGUCUGUUUGGGUAUGAUGAUAUUUUGAACCUUUGAUUUAUUAUUUGUUCUGGUAAUUAUGUGGUACAACAGACCAUAUGAAGAAGGGAGCAAUGUUAUUUUGGGUUGAGUGUACAACCUUGAAUUUUUAAUGAGUUUUUGUGAAAAACCUGCAAAAUCUUCAAGUUCAUUUUAACACUGAAUUAGAUAUAUAUCAAGAUGUUUACUUUGUGGAGUGACAGUGGUAGUAUCCCUGGACUAGUAAUCAAGAGCGCUGGGUGAGUAUUCUGGAGCUACGGAUUUUAAUCUCACCAUUGAACCCCAUCUGGUUCACUGAUUUGUAAAAACGUGGAAUUCCAUGGAUUCUGUAGCGACCAUGUAACUAGUGUUAAUUGCAGAAACAAAAAAAAACAUCUAGUUCACUGAAGUCUCUUUUCACAAGGAAAUCUUUCAUCCUUACCCGGCUGGCCUACAUGUGACUCCAGAGCCACAUCAGUGUGGUUGUCUUAACUGCCCACUGAAAUAGUCCCUGCAAGCUACUCAGAUCAAGGACUAAUGAGGGAAGGACAGUAAAUGCUGGCCCAACCCAGUGACGUGCACACUUGUUUUUAUGAAUUUAAAAAGUUGUGUUAGAUAGUGAUAAUGAUAGCUUGGUCACUAUUAUAUUGUUUAAAAGUAGUGUCUGCUUCAAGUGUAUGAAAGUUAUACUUAGAAUCAGGGGAAGUUAAAAGAACGAGGGGAGAGAAAGGAGUACUGCAUAUGUGGGAAACCUCAUUCAGAUGAUGUUUUAUCAUAGAAUCCCUACAGUGUGAAAAUAGGCAAUUCAGUCUGAGUCCACCCAGAACACUCCCCGCCCCCCCCAAACCAACUAUCCACAAAACUCUACAUUUCUACCUAACCUGCAUGACCCUUGACACUACAGGCAAUUUAGCAUGGCCAAUCAAGCUUACCUCUACAUCUUUGGACUGUGGGAGGAAACCAGAGCACCCAGGAGAAACUUGGGCAGACAUUGGGACAAUGCACAAACCCCACAUGGUCACCCACAGGUGGGAUUGAACUUGCCUCCCUGGCACUGAGGCAGCAGUGCUAACCACUGAGCCUCUGUGCUGCUCCAUCUUUCUAAUGUUACUAGCCUGUCACGUUCUCAUAAUUCAGCAAGAGAUUUUCUUCUGUUUCAUUUAACUCUUGCUUGGUAACUGCAAGAGGAUUUUCUUGUCCUCAUUGUGCAAUAAUGACAAAAACAGGAGGAUUUCUUCCACCAAUCUUUUCUAACCAACGUGUAAACCUGUUCUGCUUAUGAUUUCACUAGAAAACUUAAGAAAUCUUGCUGCUGAAAUGCCACUAAUUUAAUGAUCAGAUAUCCCUGAAAAAGUUGGUCCAGACUUUAGAACUGUUUCGUUUACGAGCCUUUCUUGAAUUUUCUGAUCCAGUGAUGUGCUAGUCACAGGGAUACAGCAGUAUAAUAAUUGCUACUGGACUAGUAAUCAGAGACUAAUAGUUCGAGGAACGUGAGUUGCAAGGAGCCAAGAAGUUGAAGCUUUCUGUCUUACAUUCAUCAGAAUUAGGAUAUAAGAAGCAGACUUAAACAAAAGAACACCAUUUUAUACAGCAUGAGAAGAGGAUGCUGAUUAGUUGGGACGUCAUUAACUAUAUUAAUCUAUAUUCAGUAUUAGUGACUUCAGUCUGCACUUUACCAUCUGUCGUUGCUCCAUUUCAAAAGUUAUGCAUUAACUAACAUGAUUUCCAAUAUCAGAAUCAGAUUUAAUGGUGGAUAUAAUUUUUUUGAUGCCUGCAAUCAUUGGUUGGUUGGCACAAUUCUGCUAUUUUGUGAUUGAAGCUACAUAUGUAAAAUGGGGUUCUGUGUAUUUAUAAAAGUAAAAGGAAUCUCAUACAUUGGCUGUCUCCAAAACCCUUUAGUUUAUUAAAAAAGUGCAGUUGCUGCUGCAACCCCAUGGGAACACACUAUCCAGUCACAGUUUACCUGCCUGACCUGAGUGUUAGCAGACAGUUUUAUGUUCUUGCUGCAUCUCCAAAUUAGUGAUGGCCCAACUAAUAGCAGCAUACUCUUUUCAUGUGCUGUAUAAAGUGAUGUUCCUUUAAGUCUGUUUCUUUCAAUCUUAUUCUGAUCAAUCUAGGACAGAAAGCUUUAACUUCUUGUUUCCUUUUAGAGUUGUUCCUUCUGGAAAUUUGAAAACCUGUUUUAACAAUUCUGGAAAUAGACAAAAAAACCCAGUAAAUGUGACCGUAAAGCUCUUGAAUUGUUGUUAUUUAAAAUAAAAUGGUUGAAAAUUUUCUUUGAAAGGAUACUCCAGUUCUUACUGUGCUCUGAAGUAGCCUAUCAACUGACAGUUAUACUAAAUGGGUCUUAUUACCCAUUUUGACUUCAAAAAAAUCAAGUUAAACUAUUCUUUUGCCAAGUUUAUUCCAAACUAAUUUAGUGAGUUUUCAUUCUGAGUUGCAAUUUCUGACCAAAUUCUUUUGCUUCAACCAGCAAGUGAAAUAAAUGUCAAGUAGACCAGAAAAUAUCAAAUAGGAUUGAUAGUUUCAAUAUUUAUUUACUUGAAGAUUUAUGUAAAAAUCAGUAGAAAGUGAGAAUCCAAGAUAACAAAGUGUGGAGCUGGAUGAACACAGCAGGCCAAGCAGCAUCUCAGGAGCACAAAAGCUGACCUGAUGUUUCGGGCCUAGACCCUUCUUCAGAUAAGAGUAGUGGUAUUUCACUGGCGGCCGAGGCCUCCCACUUAUUCUACGCCCCUCAUGUCUCUUCACAGUGCCAGACUAGAGUCAAGCUCGACAGGGUCUUCUUUCCCCGCUGAUUCUGCCAAGCCCGUUCCCUUGGCUGUGGUUUCGCUAGAUAGUAGGUAGGGACAGUGGGAAUCUCGUUCAUCCAUUCAUGCGCGUCACUAAUUAGAUGAUGAGGCAUUUGGCUAUUAAUUCCACUAUCUAUCAGUGUCUUUUCCAAGUUUUUACGUCACCUGUCGACGUGUCUUGUUAAGUCCACUAUCUAGCUCUUCACUACAGUUCUUAUGCAGGGAAUUAGGUCUGGUUUCCAUAUUUUACCAUCUGUAUCCUUUAUUCGGGGUUCCACAAAAGUUCUCCAUCCAUAUCUACUCACGAACUUAUAUAAUCUCUCCGCUAUUUUAUUAUGCCUCUUUAUUCGCAUAUUCUUAACUGCCAGACACCAUCCCGAUUUAUAUGUGGGAGCGUUUGUACUGAAGUAUCACAUCUCCGGCAAGUUUUAUUGCAGAGAGGUUGCCCAUGAGUUAAAGUUGUACGUGUGGGGUAAAUAUUGGCACGCAACAGUAAAGUAUUUAUCACCUUUGUCUUCAUAUUCGGGGCCAUCUUUAUCCAUGCAUUAGAGAUAUCAUCGUUCUUAAAAUACUGUACUCCCAAUCCUUGGCACUGUAAUGACUCCCAUCUGCAUAAUUCAACCUUCCUCCAGUCCCAGUAGUUCGAGCUCAGACUUUUCUCUGUCUAUCCCUUCUUGUUUUCCAAUUCUAGCCCUUCCCACCUGACCGGCCACACUUCCUGCACCGUCUUCAGUUUCAUCAAUUCUCUGUUGUCGUCGAUGUUUCUUUCAUGGCAAAACUGAAAUGACGCCAGAAUAACAAUAUCGUCUGUCAUCUCCAAUGCCAACCUUUUCUUCAAAAUUGCAAUUGGGAUUUGUAUCUCCAAUCUUUGAAUCCCUACGCCCCUAUCUCUGUGGGCAUAAAUUAUCCCAUUAGCUAUGUAUGAUGGUAGAUGUAAAAUAUCCUUUAUAAAACCACGAAUAAAAGAAUCUAACUUGCUUAAAACGUUCUGUGAUGCUUCCGCCAGGACCAAAUGAUAGCAUAGCCGAGGUAUAAAAUAUAUACGAAAGAAUCUCCAGUUUCUGUAACGGUCGGAGGGCUGCUUUCCGUAGGUUUACUGUCCAUUCUUCCAAGAUCCCUUCCCAGCUUUUCAACCGCACACCUAUCUGUGGAUCAAUCAUAGCUCCAAGAUAUUUCUCAUACUCGCCAGGGUUGACAUAUUGCACAGUUCUGAUUCCUAAAGUCCAUUCCUUCAUACAAUUAUAUAAGAAUGUUUUAUUCUUUUAUUGGAAAUGGAAGCCUUUUGUUUUUCAAGUAUUGAUUUUUAAGGCCAGUGUUAUCACAAAACCAUUGUACAAUUUUCAGAUUAUUCGCCAUACUCCUAUGAGAUUUGCUCACCAGAGCAAUAUCGUCCGCGAAGGCUAAUGCGGUACAAUUGACCGUCUCACCCUGCCACUCCAUUGAUACUCCCAUUCCUAGCUCCUCAAGCAUACUAAUCAGAGGGUCCAUCGCAAUAUUAAAUAACAUAGGAGAAUGCAUCUGUCCUAUAAGUAAUUGCGUUCUGGGUUUUUUUAAGCAUGAUUUUUUAAAUGGAGUAAUGAUGGUUGGUAUAGAGCAGGUUAUAGUCACUAAUAUUGAAUAUAGAUUCAACCAGUAUAAUUGUUCUACUCUGUAUACUUCAGUCCAUGAAUGUGAGCACUUAAGUAGAAAACCUAGGUUAUUAGUCACAUAGUUGGGAAUUUAGAAAAAUAAAUCUUUUGUACUCUGAAGCAACUUCAGCCAAGUGUUUAGCAAAGUUUUUUUUUAUAAUCAAAUUUACUGACAUUCUUCCUCCUUAAGCUACAUUCCCAGUUGAUUAAGUCACUUUGAGUAGAGACCAUAGACUCUAACAAGAAAUAACAUACUAUACGGACUCAUGAUCUGAAAUAUCAGUCCACAUCAUGCAGAAUACUUAAUUUUCAAAGCAGUUUUUUUCUCAUUUUAAAACUCAAUUAAAUUUUAGUUUAAUAAAUGAACACAACUGGAAAGUUGUCUAUUAUAACAUGAUUUGGUCGCAACUGGAUGAUUAUACUUGUUUUUUCUGAAUUGAGGACAAAGUUCAGGCCCAGUUCAAAAAAGGCUUGGAUCAUUUCUGUUUACAUAAAUGAUGCAGCUAUGACAUUGACUUACGUUUUGUAUUAUUGUAUGAGUAAUUCAUCUUAAGCCCAAGCAGCAAACCAUUGUAAAUUAGACAUUCUGUUCAUGUUACUUAUAGCAUUGUUAAUUGUUAAAAGAAUGUU
Molecule: messenger RNA, 9954 nt
Organism: Stegostoma tigrinum
Lineage: Eukaryota; Metazoa; Chordata; Chondrichthyes; Orectolobiformes; Stegostomatidae
Product: polypeptide N-acetylgalactosaminyltransferase 11-like
Exons: 11
Coding region: 2383-4191 (602 amino acids)
Biological process (GO): regulation of Notch signaling pathway
Cellular component (GO): Golgi apparatus
Molecular function (GO): Notch binding
Source: RefSeq, a predicted model, not a curated record